Molecule: messenger RNA, 492 nt
Organism: Fraxinus pennsylvanica
Lineage: Eukaryota; Viridiplantae; Streptophyta; Magnoliopsida; Lamiales; Oleaceae
Source: the annotation of a GenBank genome assembly
AUGGCAUGUUUAGAUAUGUAUAACCAAAAUUCUGAAAGCAAAGGCCUUGGCGGGGCUCCUCCAAUGAGCCCCCGAAUUUCCUUUUCAAAUGACUUCGUUGAAUCCAGCAAUAGUCAUGGCCAUUCUCAGCACCAGAUUAGGGCACCCGUGUCCUCAGAUUUUGAGUUUUCUGUGUCAAAUUAUUCAAUGAUGAGUGCCGAUGAGCUUUUCUUUAAGGGCAGGCUCUUACCAUUUAAGGAAAGUUCAAGCCAAAAGACUACAACUCUGAGAGAUGAGUUGCAGAAUGAAGAAGAAGAAGAAGAAGGUGUGGGUUUUUCAUUGAGGCCUCCCAGGAAUUUUACCAGAUGGAGAAAGGGUUUUUUGGGGUUAAGAAAAUCUCACAUUGGGUCCAAGAAAUCUACAGAUAAGAGUGAAGGGUAUGUAGAAAAAGGGACUGGCUUUCGUCAUGAGGAUACUCAAUGCAGCAAGAGUUCACAGGAUUCUGUUGAAUGA